Messenger RNA from Gryllus bimaculatus (two-spotted cricket), 2425 nucleotides. The record is from the annotation of a GenBank genome assembly. NCBI's taxonomy places the organism in Eukaryota, Metazoa, Arthropoda, Insecta, Orthoptera, Gryllidae.
GGUCAUUUGAGAAAUUAGGGGCACUCAUGCAAAAUUAAAUUGAAUAAUUUUAUACAUUAUCUAAUAACGUGAUUGAAAGCUAUUUCAUUUUAUUAUUGGUAGCGAUGGUAUGAAGAUCGAGACAAUUUUUUGAUUCCCGCUGCCUGCCUGCUGUACAGUGUACACAUUGCUGCGUAGUGCGUGUGCAGCGCAAGUUUCUGUGCUAAUAUUUAAUUUGACAACCGCGCAGCCCGAGUAAGGUGAAAGUUCAUAUUAUUUUCUGAAUUUAUUUUAGUACACCGUAGUUUAAAGUUACGUUUUACGAUAAGGAAAGUUUAUGACUGGAUAAACUACUGCACUAAAACAUAACCCUGUAUUUCGAUGAGUAGGAAAAUUUGCACAUUUCUCACGGAAAAUGGUGCGAGCUUGGUACAUGGAUGAUUCUAAAGAAGAUCAAAGAGCAGAACAUCAUAAGACUCCUCCAGAAUUCAUUGAUGUAAAAGAUUUAUAUAAAAUCACAGGAGUGGAAUAUUUCACGAUCAACCCACAAACUUACACUGAAGAUGGUGAGCUUGAAUCUAUAAAACGUAAACGUGGAUAUACAUAUGAAGAUCAAAUUGUAUGCUCAAGGGAAUGUUUACCAAACUACGAAGAGAAGCUUCGAAAUUUCUUCACUGAACAUUUACAUACUGAUGAAGAAAUAAGAUUGUGUUUAGAAGGAUCUGGCUAUUUUGAUGUUCGGGAUAAACAAGAUCAAUGGAUUCGUAUUGAAGUUGUUCCUGGUGACAUGAUUAUUAUACCUUCUGGGAUUUAUCAUCGGUUCACUCUUGAUUCUAAGAACUUCAUUAAAGCCAAAAGAUUUUUCAUUGGUGAGCCUGUGUGGACGCCACACAAUAGACCAGCUGAUGAAAUGGAGUGUCGCCAGAAUUAUUUGAAGCGCCUAGAUAAUGGAUUUGAAGAAUGAUUACACUUACACUUAAAAACUAUAUGAUUUACAAUGAAAUUCUAUAAAGCAUAUAUUUUAGGAUGUAUAAUGCCUUACUUAGGGAGAAAUGAUGAAAUGCUCUGUAAUGGCAAAUUACAUUAAACUAAAAUUGUAUAUAUUCUUUUGAAACAAAAGGUAAAUAUUCAUGAAACCUUGGCAGCUUUGGUUAUUACCUAAUACCUGUGUGUUGCUUUGUGAUCAAACAAUCUCUUUACCAUAAACUUGUACCUGAAUUUAUAAUUGCAAAUGUGUUGUGAGAAAUUAGAAAUGAAGUGCAACAGCUGCCUAUCAAAACCUGUAUAUGAGUAGAAAUUCUUGCUAAACCAGAUUUUGGUGAAACCGAUGGCAUCUAUUGAAAUUUUGUAUUGAUUUGUUUUUUUUGCAUUUGUAUAGAUUUUCCUGAAAUUUGUUUCUCUUCAUAUUGCCUGUUUACACAUAAAAUGUAAACUUUAGAGAACAAUUUAUUAGGAUGGGUGAUUUAUUAGGUUAUUAAUUGUCUUGAAUUUUUAUAAAGAAUCCUUUGGGUUUGAAAGCCAAACAUUUUUGUGAAAAUCUUGUAUUUUCUCUAGAGAGCAUAUUUGUAUACAUAACUUUUAUAUAUAUAAUGUGUUGAUUGGCAGCACAAUCAAAUGGUUACUGGGUAAAUUUUAUUACUAUAUAUCAAAAUAAAACUAUUUUGCAUUUUAUAUCAUUCUAUUUCUUUCAUAAAUCCAUUCAUCCUCAACUCCUGAAUUUUUAUUAGCAACAGUAACACAUUAUAUAAAGGUUAGGUUUUUCACUGAAAACACAGAAAACUAUGUUUAAAUGCUAUUGAUUUUUUAAUUGUUUAUGGAACCAAUUGUGCAUUAAUAAACCAAUAAUUCUUUGCUUAAGUUGUAAAUAAUUUUUCAUGUUCAUAUUUUUAAAGCUUAUGGCAUUUUUGUGCAGAUAAACAGAAAACUUCCAGUAAUAUUAAUUUUCACUGGAUUUUCUUGAGAUUAGUAAUCAACUGAAUCUAUUUCUUUAAGGGUCUGAAAAUUAAGAUGAGUAGAGAAUGAAAUUGCAUUUACAAUAUUGUAAGUUGUAGAAUUUCUUUGCAUUGACUAGGGUAGAGUGGUUAUGUCUCAAAACUCAACAAUUUGGACUAAUAUUUUUAAAGUCUGGGCAGCUACCAUCAUUUAGUGAAAUUAUCUAGGGCUGGUCUGGAAAUUAUUAAGAAUUAUCAAUUCAUUACAUCUUGAGUCAAAUGAAAGAGAUUCAUUCCAGACCAUGAAGAUAUGGUAUAUCCUCAUACACAUAAAAAUGUACAUUAAUGGGAUCAAUAUAUUUUUGCCUACAAAAUUUACAGGAUUGAAGAGUUUGUUUAAAUGGAGUACAUUCCUUUCUCAAAUUAUGAACAUUCCAUCUCUCAAAAAGAGUUCCAAAAUAUUGUUUGAACAUGUCAAAAACAUUUUUAUAUAAAUUCAAAUUAUGAUUUUCAUG